AUGAAUCAAUUAAUAAUAAGCGCAUUCCUUUAUUCAUUGGAUAAAGAGAGACGACCGAUACGAUGUCGAGCUCUUCUUGACACCUGCUCAUCUGCUAACUUCAUAACGGAGAAAUUAGCCACGGCACUACGAUUGCCAAAGAAGAGAUGUUCUGUUCCUGUGGGUGCAUUAAAUAACCUAACAACAGUCGCUAAAGCUGUAGUCAAAAUAACAAUUCGUUCUUUACAUAGCAGUUAUGAAAGAACACUUAGCUUCCUCACGAUUCCACAGAUAUCUGAAUUAGUACCAAAUGAUAUCAUUCUUCAGGAAGUGAUGAAAAUACCUCCGAAUAUACAACUCGCUCAUCCAACAUUUCAUUUGCCAUCAAAAGUGGACAUGCUUCUUGGAUCUGGACCAUCGUUAUCCAUGUUUUGUGGGGAUUCAAUCAUAUUAUCUGAUCGGGCUGGCGAUUUAAUUUUACAAAAAAUUAAACUAGGAUGGAUCGCAGGCGGAAAUGUUAAUUACAUGUCUCUCACAACAUCACGCGCGAUAAAAUGCAAUUUUGCGGAGCUUAGAUCUGAGAUUUCUAAAUUUUGGGCAUUGGAAGAGGGUUUCAGUCAAAUUAAUCUUUCUCCUGAAAAGAUUGCAUGUGAAGAACAUUUUCGUAUUCACACAACUCGUAAUGAUUUAGGUCGAUACAUAGUAGCAUUACCCUUUCGACAAAAUCAUGAGAGAUUAGGAGAAUCACGAUCCGUAGCCUGA
Belonocnema kinseyi is the source of this 741-nucleotide messenger RNA. RefSeq lists its product as uncharacterized. NCBI's taxonomy places the organism in Eukaryota, Metazoa, Arthropoda, Insecta, Hymenoptera, Cynipidae. The record is from RefSeq and is a predicted model, not a curated record. The coding region runs from base 1 to 741 and encodes 246 amino acids. The transcript has a single exon.